AUGCCGAUCAGCUACACCAACAGCACAACAUCGGAGGCCAGCUAUGACAGUGGUUGUGCAAAGACUUAUGGGGACUUUGGGGUUCCUGACCGUUGCUAUUGUGGACUUUGCUGUGUACUAGAAGAGUCUACAGCACCAGAGACACGCGGCAGGAAGUUCUACUCUUGUCCUUCUAUAUUGGGCGAGGAAAAUCCGGAUCACAUUUCCAAAUGGUGGGAUGAUGUCAUUGAGGAGCAGCUGACGAUUCUUCAGCGCAACAUCGACCAGCAGAGUUCAAGGAUGAGUUCCAUGAUGGAAAGUUCCAACAGAACAGCCCUCUUGCAGUCAUAUGAGGAUCGUCUCUAUGCCUUGGAAGACCGCAUUGCCAGAAUGAAUAACACCGUCACUGAGAUCGAGGAGUUCAUAGGCUACAUUCAAAGUGAAGUGGCUGGAGUGAAAGAUUCACUGGCUAAUCGAGAAUAG
Molecule: messenger RNA, 462 nt
Organism: Eutrema salsugineum
Lineage: Eukaryota; Viridiplantae; Streptophyta; Magnoliopsida; Brassicales; Brassicaceae
Exons: 3
Coding region: 1-462 (153 amino acids)
Molecular function (GO): zinc ion binding
Source: RefSeq, a predicted model, not a curated record